This is a messenger RNA of Myodes glareolus (Bank vole), 5775 nucleotides long. RefSeq names its product cortexin domain containing 1 (gene Ctxnd1). The record is from RefSeq and is a predicted model, not a curated record. Lineage: Eukaryota; Metazoa; Chordata; Mammalia; Rodentia; Cricetidae.
GCUCUCGGCGGCUGCCCGGGGCUCACCGCGCCGCCGCUGGGCGCUGACUCAGCCGCAGUUGGGCAGCUCCGCGGAUCAGGACCUGGAGAGCGCGCGCCCCGGAGCCGCCGGGGAAGCACCGCAGCGCUUGAGACUCGGGUUUCCGGAGCUGGGGGGCUGACCCGUUUGGGUCCCCGUGCGCACGGGACUCGCCUGGCCAGUCACCUAUGGCUCUGCUCUCUGAGAAGUCACGCUGACUCAUUGGCUCUAGCUGUGAUGUUCUGCUGUCCAUCUUGGCUGCCGGAACAGCUCUACCCAGGGUCUUCCUGAAGUGGCAACCACUCCAGCUGGCAGGGGUAGAAAAUGGUACCAGUCGGGCCGGAGCCCUGGGAGCCCACAGUCACAGCUGCAGGAUGGAGGAACCCACUCCCGAGCCAGUCUAUGUGGAUGUGGACAAGGGGCUGACCUUGGCUUGCUUCGUUUUCCUCUGCCUCUUCCUGGUCGUCAUGAUCAUCCGCUGUGCCAAGGUCAUUAUGGACCCUUACAGUGCCAUUCCCACGUCUACCUGGGAGGAGCAGCACUUGGAUGACUGAGGCGCAGGACGCUUGACGGUAUCCUAGGAUGCACCUCUUCAUACCCUGGCCGAGGCCCAACAAGCCCUUGGAGGCUGGGAGUGGCUAUGACCACUCAAGGAUGGAGAAGGCUCGCCUUCAUCUUAUUGGUUCUCCCAUGACCGCCGGAGGGAAAUGCCAGCAUGCUGGAGGCAAGGCAGUUUGGGGAAGCCUGGGAAGGAUGCUAAGCCAUGACUCGGGCAAGUGGGGUCUAUUCUGGGACUCCACUGGGAGACUGCAGGGUGAUGGUACCCUGUCUAGGCUCCUGCACAUCUUUGGAAAAUGAACAAAGAACAGACACAGCAAACAGUGGUCAGGGGGGGACUGCCCUUCAAAUACACAGCACAGAGAGGCUGCUGAGCACCCAGGACUCUUGCCCACAGCCUAGCAGCAGAGGGGCAGGAAGAUUGGAAAAUUCAGGGGGCUUCUCCUGCAAACUCUCACAAGGCACACAGCUACUUCCAAACAGUGUUUCUUUUUUUAAACUAAAAUAUAGAGGGGUAUAUUUUUCCUGUUAAGAAUGAGAUGUGCAUUUUAGACACUUGGGAAAAUAUAGAAGAAAUAUAAAUAUAAUAAAAGAAAACUACAGAUAGAAGGGAGGGAUGUGAAAAGCACUUAUAACCCAACUUCCCAGAAGCCAUCAUUUUGAUAUACUUCUCCAAGUCUUUUUUACAAGAAACUUUUUUAGUAAUUCACACCGUAUGCAUGAUGCUGCAUUGAUUCAUACGACAGCUCAAAUACCUUCUGCCUCUCAAGAUACCAUGGCUGGUUUCAGUGACUGAGAGAGUACUGUCUAGGUCAUGACUGAAUAUAGUUCUUUUCUUUCUCUUUAACAUUUCCACACUGUUCUCACCCAAACUGCUUCACCCAGCAACCUUCAGAAGCUCUGCCUCCCAGGAGCUCCAGGCAAGAUCUGGGUUCUAGUACUGCUUCAGCUGCUCAAAGGUUGUAUGAUCUUGAGGAAGUCACCUCCCCUCCAGGCACCUCAGUUUCACCACGGUAAAAUGAGAAGGGGGAGUCUGCCUGUCUGUCAGGGAACGCAGCCAUGCUACCGCGGGAGCUGAGACUAGGCUGCUGCUGAUCGCUCUUCUCUGGUCUUUCCUCCGUCUUCUUCCUUCACCCUCUUCUCCCACACACUGUCAGACAUCUGUGACCUUGCUGCAAGGGUUCUAGGUCAGAGCCCACAUCCCCCUCCCAGCCUCCACUCCCGUGUUCUUGUUCUAUGACCCCUCAAUAGAUCAGCACCUGUGAGCGCCAACUUCCUCACCUAUAAAAUAGGGGAUCACAUCUACCUCACACGGCUGUUGUGGAGAGAAGACGGAGGAGGUGAGCAAACAGGGGUAUCCCUUCCAGAAUCUCUCACUCUAGGGAAAGAACCCUGCCUUCCAAGAGCCAGAGCUCCCAGCCAGUGCCACUAGCCUACGGGACAUUCAUAGCCACCUCUUUGACACAGGACACCCCAGGGGUCUCCCCGCUCGCAUGGUCGUCACUACCGUCAGUGUUAUUGCAUAUGUGAGGUGCGUCUAUUAUGUCCUUCCAGGGUAGGACCUGCUGCCCUAUCAAAAGAGACCUGUGCUGUGGCCCUUCGACCUCCCCUAUCACCUACAUUGGAGCCAUGGGUCCCCAUGCACCUCAGGCUGCUAGGUGAUCUCUAAAGGUGGACAGAAGGUGUUGAGGUGGCUUUCCAGGGCAUGUCCAGCCUCUCUCUCUGUCUCUCUCUGUCUCUCUCUGUCUCUCUCUGUCUCUCUCUCUCUCUCUCUCUCUCACACACACACACACACACAGAGUGGGAUGCACAAAGGGACAGCUGGCACAGGCUCCAAAUGUGGCUAUGAGGCAUCACCUUCAGCCAAGCCCUUCCUCAGAAACCUACCUCACAGACGGGCAGGCAUUUCUGCAGGAACCUGUUAGGAUGGGUUUGCAAAGUCCGCCAGGGCCUGUUCCCAGCUCUUAAUGACAGAGCAACAGAAAUUGAGGAGAGCUCUGAAGACUUGCUUCUGGACCUCUUCCUUCUGGAUGGGAAAAACGGGAUGCCCCAGGCUGUGUUCCUCAGACUGCCUGCUGAGGGAAAACCACACCUUCUCAGGAGGAGCCUGCUAGAGGCUUCCCUUUCCUCCUCAUGCCUACAGACUAGGUAAACUAGAAUCAGACUAGGCAGCCUGGGCCAGACCCCUGGAUGACAGCGCAUCCCUGUUGAGAGGCACUGCUGGGGCUCCUGGUCUCAGACAACGUCCCUAACCUAAACGCCCUAGUACUUUUCACCUUAUCUCUUUGUGCUGUUGUCACGGCGGCACAGGGAAAGAAUGUUUGAGAAGAGAGGGGUGAUUUUAAAAUCCACUCUGCCCCUCCAGAAGCUUCCGACAAGCCAACAAAGCACCCUCCCUCCUCAUAUUCAUCCUCUCGCCAGCUGCCCUUAAGGACCUUUGGUUGUGUAGCUUCGGAUGCUCACUCAACCAGAAUCACUUCACAAGCAGCUUCUCACAUUGUUGCUUCUUCUCGUUUGUGUGACUGUGUGUGUGUGUGUGUGUGUGUGUGUGUGUGACAGAGAGAGAGAGAGAGAGGUGGGUGCAUGGCGUGUGGGUGCAUGGCGUGCAUAUGUUCUGGUGUGUGAAUGUGUGUGUGCACUGGCCACAGUGCGCGCGUGAAGGUCAGAGAACAAUCUUGGCUGUAGGUCCUCCCCUCCCUUGUUUGAGACAGUCUCUUCUUUGUUCACCAUUUUAGACCCCAGGUUGGGUGGCCCACAAGCUUUCAGGGAUUCUCCCUUCUCCACCUGCCACCCCCCACGGGAGUACUGAAAUCACAGCUGUGCACUGCUGGCCCCACCCGCCUUUGCACAUACGUUCUGGGGAUUCAAACUCAGGUCCGCACACUCGGACAGCAAGCAGUUGGCCUCCUGAGCCAAUCUCCCAGCUUCCCCCACCUUACCAUGUUUAAGGUCUGUUUUUAAACGGAUCCCCUUGUGCAUGUACAUAGCACUGCAGACCACGACAGCAAAUACGUUGCUUUCUUUUUUUCCCACUGUACAUGUGCUGAGAAGGAUAGAUAGAAGUGGCUGGGCUGAGCCUGGGGUUGGCUCAGGAGGAAUGAGAGCCAGCUUCUGGCCAGAAUGGAAGGGAGGUCCCCAUCUCUGUUGCUGGGUCACGCGAAGGCAAGAGAGAGGUAGAGAAUUUCAAGGUUUUCUUCUCUCGUCCUUUCUGUUUCAAAGGAUGGAGGAAGUGGUCCUUUAGUGACCAGAGCACCUUCAUCCGUUUCUGCUAGCUGAAAAAAAAAAAAAGCCUGUACUUGUGGGUAGAGAAGGAAACACUGCAGCAAAAUAUCAGGCUGCAGGCCGGAAGAGAGGAAAUGAGGAGAGGCUGGGGAAAAGGAGAGCUGUGGAGUCAGCUACAAGCCAGAGAAGCAGGCGAACUCUCAAUGGCAGGGAAUGGAUGACAGAAUCUCCAGACGAAGGCAUCUAGUGGCUGGGUUCUGGUUGCUGCCUGUGAUGUGCUGUGUGGAAGUCCCUAGGUGUCACCUCAAGCUCUUGGCAAAGGCAGGUACACAGUCCCUUCACGCCUGUGUAAGCUCAACAGUGGGUCCAUCUCCGUAGAUGGUCACAGAGAGGGCCCAGGUGGCCCAGAGACAAAUGGGGUAAUAAAAAUAUUCAGAAGCAGAAAAUCCAGAUGAUCACCACCGGAAGGAAGUUGGUCCCUAGGCAUGCUUCGAGGAUGGAUGUGACGGAUGUGGGCGGCGGGACCCAGCUGCCUGAGUAUGGCAUAUAAAUUGCCAUCACACCAUUUUACUUUUCCAAUUGAUUUUCUUUUUCCCCUUUUUUGUUUAUUUAUUUUUUUAAAAAACUAGCCCCCCAUGUCCUUGCUGGAAUGAAAAACAAGUGGCUCUUAACCCCCAUAACUGCCCCCGCAAGACCCCAGAGGUUUUCGAAAGAGGCCACUCCUGCUUUCAAGCACCAAGUGGAAAUAAUUGCAAAGUCUUUUGUCCACAAAAACGGGUCCCAGUCCCGUGGUCUUGCUGUUGGGGAUUGGUCCUCCUAUGUAGGAUGGAUAAUAGCCGUAGUAGUCCCUGUAGCUGAUGGCCCAGGCUGCUGGGAAGUGAUCACACUGAACCUCUACAUCAGUCCUGGCACAGAUAUAGACAGGCAGCAGUUAUAUACCUGCUCCUGUCCUUCUGCACUGACUCCGUGAGUGCUUGACAGUCAUCUCCAGAGACCACAGAACCCUAGACCUACAGAUGUAUCAGUGAUACUUGGGCUCUAGAGUGAGCUCCUUUGCCCCUGUGGGAUAUCAGUAAUCCCAUAGCUUCGAGUCUAUGGGAAAAUGUUGCCGGGACAGUGUGGCAAUCCCCUUUUCAGUAUACUGGUUCACCUAAUAAGCCCCAAAUGGCACCAAAGCCAUCUUCCAAGUUACCAGACUCCCACCAUGUUCACUGGUGGGAGCAUUCAUUCUGAGUCACCACGGAUUCCCAAUCCAGAGCAUCUACAGUCAUUAUAAGAGUGGGAACAUUAAUUUCACAAAUCACAACCCCUCUAGCUGGAAGAUACAUUAACACGGCCAUGACAGAAACAGCAUGGGGGUUCCUUAUGAUCUUAAAACUAGACAUGCCAUAUGAUCCCUCACUGGGGCUUAUUGGCGUGUCUAAAGGAAAUGAAACCAGUGUUUCUAAGGACUCCAAUCCCACAUUGAUGGCAGCACCAAUUACAAUAGCCAAGAGCUGGGAAGCUUAUCAAUAUUCAUCAAUGGAUGAGCGGAUGAAGAAAAUGUGGUACCUAAGCACAGUGGAGUCUGAUUCAUCCAUAGGAAGGAUGAAGUCUUGUCAUUGGGACAUGGAUGGAACUGGAGCCAAGUAGAGAAAAGCAAGGCCUCGUGAUGUUGCAGAUGGAGCCAAAACUGUUGCUUCCCCAGAGCCCAAGAGGAGAAUGGUGGUUAUCAGAGACUCGGGGAGGAGUGGGGAUCCUGGUCACUGGGUCCUAAGGAAAUAAGUUCUACUGUAUUUCUAUGCUGCAGACUCAACGGAGCUGGGAGAAAGGCUUUUGAAUGUUUCUACCACAAUGAUGUAAUGUUUGAGGUGAUAUAUAGGGUUACCUGAACUUGGCUCUGCACAAUAUACACACAUAUCAACACAUCCUAUGAUAUGCUGUAAAUAUGUACAAUUUGUGUAUCAGUUUUAAAAAAUAAAUAAAAUAUAAAAGGCA